Vollenhovia emeryi is the source of this 4557-nucleotide messenger RNA. RefSeq lists its product as uncharacterized. Gene Ontology annotation, molecular function: aspartic-type endopeptidase activity; nucleic acid binding. Gene Ontology annotation, biological process: proteolysis. Lineage: Eukaryota; Metazoa; Arthropoda; Insecta; Hymenoptera; Formicidae. The record is from RefSeq and is a predicted model, not a curated record.
AUGAAGAGCGACACCGCGGAAGAACUGAAUCGCGUCUUCAACGCCGUAACAAGCGUAAGUGGACAGGAGGGCAUCGGUCGGCCCAUCGAGUCACACGGUUACGAUCUUUUGAACCACCUCGUAACCGACUUGUUCGACCCUAGAACUCGCCUCGAGUGGGCCGCAUUCACCAGCGAGUCGAACGAUGUCCCGAGUCAUGAAACGCUGAUGAAGUUCGUCACGCGACGAGCUCUCACGCUCAAAGCGGCCAGGACGCCAAACCCCAAACCAUCCGGAGACCCGUCGCGAUCCGCGAAGUCUCAUCACUCCAAGGGGGUCGCCACGUCGGCACAGUGUGUCUUGUGCAAGGGCAAGCACAACGUGAUGAUGUGCGACGAAUUCAAGACGAAGUCCGCGACCGACCGCAAAGCCGUCGCGGAAACGCAUCGAUUGUGCUACAAUUGCCUCGGUCCUCACUUGUUCGCAAAGUGUCAGUCCGCUAAAACUUGCAGCACGUGCAAGGCGCGGCACCACUCAAUGCUUCACGACGCGUACACCACUGCCCAACCCGCCGAGGCCAACGCUCUCUCAGCUGUGCAACGGGAGGACGAUACUCGGGCGAUUCUCCUCGCGACCGCGAGAGUGAACGUCGCCGACCGCCACGGAGCCCCGCACACCAUUCGAGCGUUGAUCGAUCAGGGCUCGGAGGUCUCACUCAUCUCCGAGUCCCUAGUGCAACGCCUGCACCUGCCGCGGUCCAAGUCCUCGGUGUCGAUCGUUGGCAUCGGGGGAACCCGCACCGGGACGAGCCGAGGAAGAGUCUCGCUCAGCCUCGCGUCCACCGUCAACGAGACCAAGUUGACCGCUGUCGCCUUCGUUCUUCCUCGUCUCUCGCUCUACCAGGGUGGAAGCACGCAGGUUGGAGCCCCGUGGCCUCACGUUAAGGGGCUGCAGUUGGCCGAUCCAAGGUUCCGAGCCAACGAUCCGAUCGAGCUUCUCCUUGGCGCUGAAGUAUGCUCCAUCAUCCUUGAGGAGGGUCUUCGAAAGGGAGGUCCUUUGGCUCCCGUCGCUCAACGCACGUCACUUGGAUGGAUACUGUCCGGCGGAUGCGUCGACUCUUCAGGUUCGAAGCCGCGCACUUCGCUGCAGUGCUCGGCCGAGCACGAGCUUUCCUCGCUCGUGCAGAGCUUUUGGGAGCAGGAGCAGGAACCCUCCGCUCCCAUCGCCCUCAUUCCUGACGAGCAGUUGUGCGAGGAGUUUUUCAAUCGCACUCAUACUCGCACCUCCACUGGGCGGUACAUGGUGAGGCUGCCAUUUGCCUCUCCGCCGCCAACACUCACGGAGACCCGCAAGGCUGCGGAACGCCUGCUGCACGCCGUCGAGCGGAAGGGCAGCCGGGACACGCGGUUCGGAGAACUCUACCGCUCCUUCCUAAGGGAGUACGAAAACGUUCAGCACAUGACACGCGUGACCGGCGCGUCUAAUCCUCCCACCAACGGUAAGUGCUACCUUCCGCAUCACGGAGUGCUUAGGGAGUCAAGCGCCACCACGAAGCUGAGGGUGGUGUUUAACGGGUCGCAGCGAACCAAGUCCGGCGACUCGCUCAACGUCCAUCUUCUCACGGGAGCGAACCUGCUGCCAGCCCUCGCUGACGUCCUGAUGCGCUGGCGGUGGCACCGCUACGCCAUCAUCGCCGAUAUCGAAAAAAUGUACCGCCAGAUCCUCGUCGCUCCCGAAGACCGCGAUUUCCAGCGGAUACUCUGGCGGCACUCAACUGUCGAGCCGGUUCGCGAGUUCCGUCUCAAUACGGUAACGUAUGGCCUCGCGUGCGCGCCGUUCCUGGCCAUCCGCACGCUGCGGCAGCUCGCGGUCGACGAGGAAGACAAUUUUCCGCGCGGGUCCGCGGUCCUGCGCCGCGACUGCUACGUCGACGAUGUAGUCACCGGCGCUCACGAAAAGUCCGACGCGAUCGCGGUUCAGACCCAGCUCCACCAGCUCUGCAUGGCGGGCGGGUUUCCACUCCGCAAAUGGGCCGCGAACUGCCCUCAGAUUCUCGCCGGAAUUCCACUGGAACACCGCCUGACCAAACCACACUCUUGGGAGCACGAGAUACACUCCACGUUGGGACUGCGAUGGCAUCCCAACGACGACACCUUCGCGUUCGCGAUACAGCCUCGUGUCAUUGCCAGUUACACAAAGAGGAGCGUUCUCGCGGAGACAGCGCAACUCUUCGAUCCGCUCGGAUGGUUGACACCCGUCAGCAUCCGAGCGAAAAUUCUAAUUCAGGCAACCUGGAUGAAGCGGCUGGAUUGGGACACGCCACUUCCGUCAGUGGACACGCUCCAAUGGGAGAGCCUCUUCAAGGAGCUGCCACUCCUCGAGGGUCUGCGCGUGAACCGCUGGCUCGGCAGUGGCGCCAAGAGUUCACGCGCUGAGCUCCACGGCUUCGCCGAUGCUUCUGAGCGGACGUACGCAGCGGCGGUCUACCUCCGCCUCGAGCAUGGCACCGGAGUCCGCGUGCAGUUGCUCACCGCCAAAAGCAAAGUUGCCCCGCUCAAGCCCGUCACUCUGCCGCGUCUAGAGCUCUGCGCCGCUGCCCUGCUCACCAAACUCGUGGCACACUCUCAGUCAACCUUAGAUCUGUCCGCAGCUCCCGUAUUUCUCUGGUCAGACUCGCAGGUAGCGCUGAACUGGAUCCAAAGCCACGCGUCACGAUGGAAGACGUAUGUGGCCAACCGAGUGGCCCUUAUCCAAGAGCUCCUUCCCGAGGCUCAAUGGCGUCACGUCCCGGGCCGAGAGAAUCCUGCCGACUGCGCUUCCCGGGGGAUAUCGCCAACCGACCUCUUACACCAUCCUCUGUGGUGGUCUGGCCCUUCCUGGCUGCACGAGGACCGAGCGAGCUGGCCGAUGGAGACCCCUGACAUCACUCCCCGGGAGAUCCCCGAGGGGAGAGCCACUGCUCACGGUGCCGUUACCGAGACCGUCGAAGAGCCGGAGCUCCUCCUCCGGUUCUCCGAGUUGCACCGGCUCCUGAGGGUGACCGCCUGGUGCCUGCGUUGGCGAAACGUCUCGAGGAGGGCUCGAGCGAGUCAACCGACGCGAACACUACGUGCCGACGAACUCGACGCGGCUCUUGUGCGGUGGCUCCGAGUGGUGCAGGCUCUGCACUACCCUACCGAGGUCGCGACCACCGAGGACUACCGCGCACUAUCGAAAAGGAGCACUCUAAUAAAAUUGAAUCCUUACCUGAGUGACAACGGGGUGCUCAGGGUGGGAGGACGACUGCGGCACUCGGGGCUACCACUCGACGAAAGGCACCCGAUGAUUUUACCUCCAUGGUCCCACCUCACAAGGCUGCUCGUGGAGGCUCAUCACCGACGCACUCUGCACGGGGGAGUUCAGCUGACGCUUGGCGUGCUCCGACUCCGCUUCUGGAUUCCGCAGGGCCGAACCGUCGUGAAACGCUGGCUUCAUCGGUGCGUCACUUGCACCCGAUGGCGAGCAGUCACGCUACAACCACCGAUGGGCGAUCUUCCGAGGGAACGCGUGACUCCAGCGCGGCCGUUUAGCCGGACCGGCAUUGACUACGCCGGCCCGAUUUUUGUCCGCACGACCAAGGGGCGAGGUCACCGAGCACACAAGGCAUUCAUUGCCAUUUUUGUGUGCCUAAGCUCCAAAGCCGUGCACAUCGAGGUGGUGUCGGAUUAUUCGACCGACGCUUUCUGGCCGCACUGCGCCGGUUCACUUCGCGCCGGGGCCUCUGUACUGACAUUUUUUCAGACUGCGGCACAAACUUCGUCGGCGCCGAUCGGCAACUCAAGGAGGCAUCCGGUGGCAUUUCAACCCGCCGUCCGCGCCGCAUUUUGGAGGCCUAUGGGAGGCAGCCGUAAAAUCGACGAAAUUUCACCUUCGUCGAGUAAUCGGCGACACCACCCUCACGUUUGAGGAGAUGAGCACUCUCCUUGCUCAAGUGGAAGCCUGCCUCAACUCCCGGCCACUCCAAGCACUCUCAGACUGCCCGGACGACAUCUCCGCCCUGACGCCUGGGCACCUUCUGAGCGCCCCACUGCUGGCCGUUCCAGAGCCGUCGCUGCACGAAAGGGCAGACAAUACGCUCUCCCGGUGGCAGCAUUUGCAAAAGAUGCGCGACCACUUUUGGCAAAGGUGGUCGCGCGAGAUGUCGUCCCUCGCAUCGGUGACCUGUGCAUCGUCCGCACCGAGACGACGCCACCAAGCCGAUGGCCUUUGGCCCGCAUCACCAAGUUGCAUCCAGGCGAGGAUGGCGUUACCCGCGUCGCGACGGUUCGCACGGCAUCCACGGAGCUGGUGCGACCCCUCGUCAAGUUGGUGCUGCUGCCGGGAGAUCGCGAGUCUACCACUCCCUCCGAGGACAAAACACGACACAACCGGGCCCGGCAAGUGCCGGGUUCCACAGUAUGGCCGCAGUUGAGUCCAGGCUCGAGACCCGGUGUGCGCUGUCCGCAGGGACCCGCCAUGGCUCCGCAAGGCAGCAGAUGCCUAUACCGUUCUCGAGUGUACAGUGCAUCAUCAGGUCCUGGGAUGCCCGGCAAUGAUUGA